Molecule: messenger RNA, 656 nt
Organism: Ricinus communis (castor bean)
Lineage: Eukaryota; Viridiplantae; Streptophyta; Magnoliopsida; Malpighiales; Euphorbiaceae
Exons: 1
Coding region: 229-432 (67 amino acids)
Source: RefSeq, a predicted model, not a curated record
AACCUACCCGUCCGCUUAUAAAUACUAUAGAACUCAUCUGCAAUUCCUCUUCACUUUCUCCUUCUUUAUUUUAAUUUUCACACACACCAAACACACCUUCAGUCAGCCUUAAGAGCUUUACUCUCAGGUAAAGGGCAACAAAAGAGUGUUUGGUGCUUAAUUGUGUGUGUGAGAGAGAGAGAGAGAGAGAGAGAGAGAGAUAAAAGUGAUUGAUUAAGGAGAGGAAAAAUGUGUUUGGUGUUCCUUUGUGAAGAAGAAGAGAGGGAAUUGGGAAGGCAACAAGCUCCGGGAUCAUGUCCUUACUGUGGAGGGAAAGUGGAAGCCAUGGAUGUUGAAAGAAAAUGGAGUUUCUGCUUUCUACCCAUUUGCUAUAAAAUCAAGAGAAAGUUUUUCUGCUCUCUGUGUGCCCGUCGUUUGGAAUUGUGCCACUGAAAAUUAGGGAUUCGAAGGUCCUAGAGUUGCCGCCAUUUCCAUCCAUGCCUAUAAUCCAGACCAGGAAAAGCUUCAGACGCAGAUUUUUUCUUCUCCUUCUCUUCUUUUUCUAUUUCUUAAUUUCCUUUUAUCUUGUAAAGAUUUAGAGGUUUGUUGCGUUUUGCAUAAAGGAAUUUUCAUGAUAUUCAUUAUAAUUAAACAUUAAUUCAUUGUUUGAUCUGAAA